AUGACUGAAGAAAUUACCCCCUCCCGUGGCCCGGAGCGCCGGGCGGUUGCGCCAUCCAACCCGGCUUUCGUAACCGCGAGCCGGGGCUGCCAAGAGGAGCUUCUGCACCGGUUCCUCAAAUGUUUCGCUGUUGCCAGGACGGCCCGCUGCUCUGCGUCACGUGCAAGUGGGAAGUCGCGCCGACACCGACUGGAGCCGCGCCGGGCCGAGCGCUCGCAGUCGGAGCGGAGUGCCGAGCCCGAGGCGGACGGCCACUGCUCCCGGGGCUCCCGCCCCCCGCCGCCCGGUCCCGGCUGCGGAGCUGCCCCGCCGCCCGCCGCCCCGCGCACAAGGAAGCAUGCCGGCCGUCGGCUGCGCGCUGCUGGCCGCCCUGCUAGCCGCGCCCGCGGUCGCGAUGGCCCUCGGGAGCUGCCGCGCGCUGGGCCUGAGUGCCACAAACCCAGUCACCAGAUUGAAUCGAGGGCGAAAGCUGUCUUGGACAAGCCAGUGGCCAUAGAGGUGGCAAAGGAUACGGUGACCAGCCUGCCCGGGGCCACUGUCACCCUGAUCUGUCCUGGGAAGGAAGCAGAAGGCAAUGUCACCGUUCGAUGGGUGUACUCUGGCUCACAACACAGACGGUGGACGACCAUGGGAAACACGCUGCUUCUGAGGGCAGUGCAGCUCAGUGACACGGGGAACUAUUCAUGCUUCCUGGAUGGUCACCUGGUUGGGACUGUGCCCUUGCUGGUGGAUGUUCCUCCAGAGGAGCCCAAACUCUCCUGCUUCCGGAAGAACCCCCUUGUAAGUGCUACUUGUGAGUGGUUUCCCAGCAGCAGCCCUUCUCCAGCGACCAAGGCUGUGCUGUUCGUGAAGAAAAUCAACAGCACCAACUCGAAGAGUGACUUCCAGGUGCCCUGCCAGUAUUCUCAGAAGUCCAGAAGCUUCUCCUGCCAGGUGGAAAUCCUAGAGGGUGAAAGAGUUUACCAUGUCGUGUCACUGUGUGUUUCGAACAGUGUCGGAAGCAAGUCUAGCAGCAACGUGGCAUUUCAGAGCUUAAAAAUUGUGCAGCCUGACCCGCCUAUGAAUCUGGUCGUAUCGGCCAUACCUGGAAGGCCUCGUUGGCUCAACGUCACCUGGCAAGACCCCAAGUCCUGGGACUCACGCUACUACAUGCUGAAGUUUGAGCUUCGAUACCGACCCGUGUGGUCAAAGACAUUCACCGUGUGGCUGCUCCAGGUGGCCCAGUACCAGUGCAUCAUCCAUGAUGCCUUGCGAGGAGUGAAGCACGUGGUGCAGCUCCGUGGAAAGGAGGAGCUUGAGACUGGCCAAUGGAGCGAGUGGUCCCCGGAAGUCACGGGCACUCCUUGGAUAGAGCCCAGGAGCACUCCUGCAGGGAUCCUUGGAAGCCCCACGCAGGUCUCCGAUGAAGACUAUGAUGAUGAGGAGGAUUGGUACAGUUCUCGAGAAGUAACAAGCAGCCCGGCCUCAGUGCACGAAUCUUCCUCAAUAGCGCUUCCCACGUUCCUGGUGGCUGGAGGAAGCCUGGUGUUUGGGUUGUUCCUCUGUGUCUGCAUCAUCCUGAGGCUCAAGAAGACAUGGAAGUCCCAGGCCGUGAAGGAGAGCAAGAUGAGUUCUCCCCCGCCAUAUUCCUUGGGACAGCUGAAGCCGACCUUCAUCUUGGUCCCUCUCCUCACCUCCGCAGGGUCCCACGACAGCCCUUGGCCUGACACCACCUUAAGCCACGGCUGCCUGGGUGUCAGGGACCUGCAGAGCCCGUAUGGCACCGGCAAUAGAGACUACUUAUUCCCCAGAUAAGGCGUCUGGAUGGUACCUGGCAGCUGGCACGGUGUCAGGAGAUGGGCACACAUGUUUCUCACUGCCAUUCCUGUUCACCUGGGCCGGGGGUGGGUGUGGGUGGGGCUGCAGCUCCGUUUCCCACAAGAACCUUGCAGAAUAUUCGGAACCGGUCAAGACUGGUGUGCUGCAUACGCUCCGAAGGAAGGGGUUGUGAGGGACACAGGGACCUGCGAUGACUGGAUAGGUGUGUAGAUAGAGAUAUCUACACACUGAUCAGCCUUCACAAGCUGCACCCGCAGGAUAACCUCAGGUAGGGGUGCCAAAGGUUGCCCCAGUUGCCUAGCUCUGGAUCACUGCCCUAACCCACCUUUUAGCUGGAACUCUUAAAAUCCAAGCGCCUUUGACAUUUCUCUUUUCCGAGGCCGGUAAGGCUGGGGAGGAAGCUCGUUCCUUCCUUCCUUCCUUCUCAGUACCUGGAAAGCCGCUGGAAACGCCGCUGGAAGUCCCGGUUGUGGUGACUGAUAUCUCAGGGCCUGAUGGUUUUAAAGGGAAUGACAAUUAACUUCUUACAAGCGUUUUCCAAAUGUGAAUGAUAAUCCUAGGCACUGCUGACUGUAGAAGUUUUAUUUCCUUCUUUGACCUCAGGACUUCAGGAGAAGAGAAGCAGAAAGGAAGUAGGGGAGGACAGAUGUCCACUGUCCCUGUUGUAGUUGAGGGGGACGCAGCCUCUGAAAACAUGUUUUCUGUGCCCCGCUACUCCCCCAGGGGAGGGAUGGUGUCAGUGAGGGCCUCUGCCAGGGCAGAGUGCAACUGCCUUACCUCCGGCCUUGCCUAUACUGGUUUCAACUGGACCUGAGCUGCUAGAAAAGAUGACAUUCAUGCAAAAAGGAAAACUUAACUAGCAAGAAAGCAUUUCUAGUUUGCUUUUUACGAAACUGUUUCCUGAGCCAGGUGGUAGUGGAGGUGGCGCACGCACGCCUGUAAUCGCAGCAUUUGGGAGUCAGAGGCGGGCAGAUGUCUGUGAGUUCGAGGACAGCCAGAGCUACACAGAAAAACCUUUCUCAGAAAACAAACAAACAAACAAAAACCUGUUGCCUGUUUCUCUUGAUUCUGGAAGAGGCCACUCACUGUGUGCUUGUGUAUGAACCACCCCUGGGAGUGGGGGUGGGGUGACACAGUAGCUUUGUUUAGCGCAAAAGCCAAGUCAAGUGAAAAUCGAGAAAAAUGACUGUUUUCUGUAACAGAAAAGACUUCAGUUUCAUUCUGUAUCUUUUUUUUUUUUUU
This is a messenger RNA of Peromyscus eremicus (cactus mouse), 3060 nucleotides long. It is a transcript of the gene Il6r, whose product is annotated as interleukin 6 receptor. Gene Ontology annotation, biological process: cytokine-mediated signaling pathway. Gene Ontology annotation, cellular component: external side of plasma membrane; membrane. Gene Ontology annotation, molecular function: cytokine receptor activity; protein binding. The record is from RefSeq and is a predicted model, not a curated record. The transcript has 12 exons. The coding region runs from base 1 to 1794 and encodes 597 amino acids. Lineage: Eukaryota; Metazoa; Chordata; Mammalia; Rodentia; Cricetidae.